Molecule: messenger RNA, 1174 nt
Organism: Guyanagaster necrorhizus
Lineage: Eukaryota; Fungi; Basidiomycota; Agaricomycetes; Agaricales; Physalacriaceae
Product: epimerase-domain-containing protein
Exons: 10
Coding region: 31-1020 (329 amino acids)
Biological process (GO): nucleotide-sugar biosynthetic process
Molecular function (GO): GDP-L-fucose synthase activity
Source: RefSeq, a predicted model, not a curated record
CGCCAGUUACCCUUCUUCACUCCAUCCACCAUGUCGAACGUCAUUCUUGUUACGGGUGGUAGCGGCCUCGUCGGACAGGGCAUCAAGCACGUAAUCGAGACUGAGCCAGCCGAGUCGCGGUUCGGCAAGCAUUCGAAUGAGACCUGGGUCUUUGCGACUUCGAAGGAGGGGGACCUGCGGGAUCCAGAGCAGACACGAAAAUUGUUUGAAAAGUACAAGCCAACCCAUGUCAUUCAUUUGGCGGCAGUCGUGGGCGGAGUAUUCGCCAACAUGAGGAGUAACGCCAGUUUCCUGAGGGACAACCUCCUCAUUAAUGACAAUGUCUUGCACACGGCCUACCUCUUCAAAGUCAAAAAAGUCGUGUCGUGUCUCUCGACGUGUGUCUUCCCGGACAAAGUCACUUAUCCCUUGGACGAGACCAAAAUUCACCUCGGCCCACCCCAUCCUAGUAACUUUGGCUACGCCCAUUCAAAGCGGACGGUGGAUAUCGUGAACCGCGCCUACAAGGAGCAGUACGGCUGCAACUUUACCUCUGCCAUCCCCACGAACGUGUUUGGCCCCUACGAUAACUUUGAUUUGGAAGAUGCUCACGUUAUCCCCGCCCUAAUUCAUAAAUGCCUGCUAGCCCAGAAGAACAACACACCCUUCAUCGUUGGUGGAACUGGAAAGCCCCUGAGGCAAUUCAUUUAUUCUCAUGAUCUUGCCAAAAUGUUUAUCUGGCAGCUUCGAGAGUAUGAAGACGUUGAGCCUGUUAUCUUUUCAGUCGGAGAAAACGAGGAAGUCACUAUCAAAGAUGUAACGGAUGCUAUCGUGAAGGCGUUGAAUUUCCAAGGCGAUUACACUUUCGAUACGACUCGCGCAGACGGUCAAUACCGUAAACCUGCCUCCAACCAGAAAGUUAUCUCCCUCAUGGGAGGUUUCCAGUUCACUCCUUUCUCUGAAGCCCUCGACGCAACUGUGAAGUGGUUCUUGGAAAACUAUGAUACUGCCAGGACAGGGCUCAAGAAAACGUCUUCGUAGAUAGAAUGGACAGUUUCGCAUCACAGGCAUAAGGAAAUCGAACACGCAACCAAUUUCAUCCAAUCGUCAGCUCUGCGGGUAUACGUAAGAAACAAGCACCAUGAAUGUCCAGCGGUCUAUAUACGCAAGACACAGUAUAAUACCUAAUUUUGAU